Messenger RNA from Iphiclides podalirius (scarce swallowtail), 1599 nucleotides. Lineage: Eukaryota; Metazoa; Arthropoda; Insecta; Lepidoptera; Papilionidae. The record is from the annotation of a GenBank genome assembly.
AUGGAUGACGAUUUACCGACCGACUUCCAGGUCAUCGUAGUUGGAACGGGCAUGGUGGAGUCAAUUGUGGCUGCUGCUUGCAGUAGGAUACACAAAAAUGUUUUACAUUUGGACUCCAGCGACCAUUAUGGUGGAUUAUGGGCUUCUUACAACUUUGAUGGCCUACAGAAGUUCAUAAAGGAGGUAAACUCUGACCCUGAAAAGCAGGUUCAGGUUUACAAUUUAACAGAGCAGUGGUAUAUUGAGAAGGAGUCUCCACCUGAAGAUGAAAAAGGAGAAGGAGAAGCUAAAGCUGAAGAUGGGAAAACGGAUCCUCCUAAGAAGAUUUGGAGCCAGGCCAAUUUUGCUUCUGAAUAUCGGAAGUUCAACAUUGACAUGACACCCAAGUUGCUGUUCUCCCGCGGACCUUUGGUCGAGUUGCUUAUAUCCUCGAACAUAGCUCGCUACGCCGAGUUUCGAUGCGUCACCCGCGUACUGACGUGGAUGAACGACCGCCUCAUGCCCGUGCCCUGCUCGCGCGCCGACGUGUUCGCCACCGAGGCUGUCAGCAUCCUCGAGAAACGGAUGCUCAUGAAGAUGCUGACGUCCAUCGUCGGCUACAACGAGGAGGAAAUGAACAACGAGUUCAAAGAUUGGAACGACAAAACCUUCAAGGAGUACUUGGAGCACAAGGGUCUCUCCGCGAACUUGAUCCAUUACGUGCUGUUCGCCAUCGCCGGCGGCACUGAGGGCAUGCCGUGCCUGGAGGGAGUCAAGGAGUGCAAGAAGUUCCUCAUGAGCCUCGGCCGUUACGGGAACACGCCCUUCCUCUGGCCUAUGUACGGAAGCGGCGAACUGCCGCAAUGCUUCUGCAGGCUGUGCGCGGUGUUUGGCGGGGUGUAUUGCUUGAACCGACCGAUAGAUUCGGUCGAGACCAAGACCGUGGAAGAGGGCAAGACUGUGGUGGUGAUCGGUAGCAAGUCCAAGACCCUCAAUUGUGACCACCUGGUCAUCGGAAUCAAUGAGUGCCCAAAGGACCUGGUGUCGCCGGAGCCGGUGGCCACCAGCGACAUCUCCAAGGCGGUGUUCAUCACCAACGGCACCAUAAUGCAGAGCGAGAAAGAGCCCCUGACGCUUCUGCGCUUCCCCCCCCUCAUCGAGGGCGGCGGGGCGGUCACAGUGCUGGAGGUCGGCCCGGCGACCGGCUCCUGUCCCAAAGGACUAUUUGUGGUGUACUUCAUUACGAACAAAGUCGCCGACGCCGAGAGCGACUUGAAGCCUUACGCUGAGAAAAUCUUCGACAUGUCCGGCGGCGACCAAACCGAGGAUUCCGAGAAACCUAAGUGUCUGUGGUCGCUGUUCUACAACGUGAAGGAUACCAGCGCGGCGGCGGAGAGCGCCUCGGCCUGCGUGCACGUGUGCUCCGGCCCGGACGCGGGGCUCGACUUCGACCGCGCCGUCGAGCAGGCUGAACAGAUCUUCAAGAAGAUCUGCCCUGGCGAAGAGUUCCUACCGCGCGCCCCUGAUCCCGAGGAAAUCGUUUUCGAAGACGACGUGACCCACGGUCCCGAAUUCGAGCGCGAACAAGAAGAUGAGGCCGAUGGCGACGCGCCUAAGGAG